CUAACCUAGAUCGAUUUUUUUUACUUUGUCGCUAGAAACUUUGAAAGAUGAACAAAUACCUCUGCUUUAACAAAUCCCCUUUGUCGUUUGUGGAAAGCUUGAAGACUGAAGCGAUAACGUUCGUCAGGAUGAACCAAGAGCUUCUUCUCUCAUGGCGUCGUCCAUGUCUCCCCUUUCCCACAACCAUCACAAAAUCCACCACCGUCGGCGUUGUUUUUCAACCAAUCCGAGCAACUCUUCAAACCUCGGUCGACGAAAAAGCGGAAAUUCUAACUGCGAAAGAGAAGAGAGAGUUGAGGAACGUGAAAAGAGAGGAAAACAAAUCGUAUAAUUGGAGGGAAGACGUGGAAGAAAGGCUAUUGAAGAAACCAAAGAAGCAGUUCAACUCUUGGAAGGAAGAGCUUAACCUCGACAAACUCGCGGUAAUGGGUCCCCAAUGGUGGAUCGUCAAGGUCUCCAGAGCUAAAGGUAAGGAUACUGUUGAACGGAUGAUGCAGGCACUCGCAAAGAACUUUCCUGAUGCUGAAUUUCAGGUAUUUACUGCAGCUGUUUCUGAGAAAACUAAGUUGAAGAACGGGAAGAUUUCAAUCAAACCCAAGCCUUUGUAUCCCGGAUGUGUGUUUUUGAAUUGCAUAUUGAACAGGGAACUCCACAAUUUUAUAAGAGAAGAAUGUGAAGGAGUUGGAGGAUUCGUUGGAAGAAUGGUUGGAAAUACAAAAAAGCAAAUUAACAAACCCAGGCCAGUAUCCGCAGCUGACAUGGAAGCAAUAUUUCAAGAAGUGAAGGAAAAGCAAGAAGCAACAGAUAAAGCAUUUGAAGAACAACAACAGUUAGAGAUUUUAGAGAAAAAAUCACUUCCACUUUCAGAUAAAAAAGUAUCCAAGAGUCGAUCAAGAAAACCUUCAGGGCCUGUUCUUGGGUCAACUGUUCGGAUCGUGUCAGGGCCAUUUUUGGACUUUUCAGGCACCAUAAAAAAGUUAGAUAGAAAGCGAGGAUUGGUAACUGUUGGUUUUACGUUGUUUGGGAAGGAUACUUUAGCUGAUUUAGAUGUAAGUGAAAUUGUAGAAGAGAAGAAAUGAUGCCAUAUCAUAAUCCCAAGUGGUGAGUGAGUUCUUAAGUCAUAUUUUUACCCAGUUUGGACGAUUUUACCCUUACCACUUCCCUCAUGUAGCAUCUUAGCGUGUGUGCCAUGAGGAUGCAUAAGGGUUAAAAAUGUAAUUCAAUGUUUGAUUCAUGUGCUGUAAGUUAUGAACCACGCAUCUGUUAUGGUCAAACAUCGGUCAAACUCCUAGGCCAAAUCAAGAACUUGAAAUCGACCCAUGAGCUGUAUCCAUCCAGUCAAAGGUCAACUUUCAUCUAUAGGGGAGCUGUUGUAGUUUAGAUUAGAUGUUGAUUAUGAAGUUUAUUGGACUAAAUUUAAUGAAGUUGUUAAUAUCUUUUUUUUUGUUAUCUGAAGUGCUUUUGAUAUUUGUGGCAUUAGUUUGUUCUUGAAUGAAGUUAGCUUGAUGAAAAUGGAAUAUGUUUCAUUUGAGACUUAAUGAUUAAACACUUGGAGCAAUCGCAUUGUGGACUUGAUUUAUUAAUUAGGAAGUGACAAAUAAUUGAGGAAUUGUGGUUGUGAAGUUGAAUGACAAUGUUGAUUAUGAUGCUAUUAAUUUAAAUGAAAUCAGGAAUCAUAAUAUAUUAAACAUGUGUUGAUGAAAUUCAGCAGUGAAUUAGUGAUCUAUUUAGGUUUAUGUGUGUUAUUGUAUACCUUGCUAUCGUUAGAAAGUGAAGGUGUAUAUUAGCAAACAAGCUAAAAAAGUUAAAAGCAGCAAGAGUAGAAUAAAUAUUCAAAGUUUUUGAAGUACAGAAUUCUGGUGUUAACUAAAUUAGAAAGAAGUUAUGGUGAACGUUGACCAUUGGCAUUGAGAUCUGAAGGGUCAACUAAGCCUUCCAACACAACAAGUUCAUCUAAAAGUGAGAGUUUUUCCUCUUCAAGAGAUUUAACAGCAUCUUGAAUCUCUUUUGUUUCUCUUCCAACAUUAAAGCUUUCUUCUUCUAAAAGUAAAUAUUUGCGUCUCAGGGAUCGAUAAUCAUUACCAGUAGAAGAAGAAUCGGGUAAAGAAUCAGAAGUUGUUGACUUUUCUUGUUGUUGGAAGAUUUGCGCUUCGUUUUUAGAGCUUCUUUUGGAACCCCCUUUUGUGUUGUUUUCUUGUGUUAGCUUCUUUGUAGUGGAUGGUUUUCUUUUUGUUGACUUUGGUGGUGUUGUUUCAUCAAUUGGAACCAUUCCAUGGUCUUGCAUUUCUUCAACUUGUAUAGUAUCUGUAUCUCAAUCUGAGCAGAAAGAUAAAAUGAGUUUCAAUCGUUG
Messenger RNA from Lactuca saligna, 2350 nucleotides. Lineage: Eukaryota; Viridiplantae; Streptophyta; Magnoliopsida; Asterales; Asteraceae. The record is from the annotation of a GenBank genome assembly.